Molecule: messenger RNA, 1862 nt
Organism: Oryzias melastigma (Indian medaka)
Lineage: Eukaryota; Metazoa; Chordata; Actinopteri; Beloniformes; Adrianichthyidae
Gene: slc2a9l2
Product: solute carrier family 2 member 9, like 2
Exons: 13
Coding region: 124-1701 (525 amino acids)
Biological process (GO): monosaccharide transmembrane transport
Cellular component (GO): membrane
Molecular function (GO): hexose transmembrane transporter activity
Source: RefSeq, a predicted model, not a curated record
CACCGGAGUUAAUAAUUUCUCUGCCUUAUCACUGCUUUUUUUUCAAUAUUGUCCAGUAAGUUUAAUCUCUUUAUGCUCUGGACACACAGGCUUUAAUCACGCUGGUUUUUUUGAAACUUGAACAUGAAAAAGUCAAAAGAAGGGCAGGAUGGUCACAAAGUCAGCUCCGACCAGGCCUUCGAAAAGCAGUCGAUCACAGCAUGCCUGCUCAGUGCAGCCUUCUUCGGGGCCCUGGGCUCGUCUUUCCUUUAUGGCUACAACCUCUCGGUGGUCAAUGCGCCUGCACUGUACAUUAAAGCUUUCUACAACAAAACCUGGGUGGAGCGGUACGGGAAUCCUAUUCCGGCACAGACUGCCACCCUGCUCUGGUCCAUCACUGUCUCUAUAUUUGCCAUCGGAGGUCUAAUUGGUGCGCUGUCUGUUUCUUUUGUCAUCAAAGUGGUAGGAAGAAAGGGAACGUUGCUGCUGAACAACGGCUUUGCUGUGAUAGCUGCCCUCCUGCUCUCCUUGGGUGAAAUCUCCAAGUCUUUCGAAAUGCUCAUCAUUGGCCGGAUCAUUAUGGGGGUGAAUUCGGGUGUAGCUCUCAGUGCCCUCCCAAUGUACCUGGGAGAGAUUUCUCCACGGCAUAUCAGAGGUUUCAUUGGCCAGUUCAACUCCAUCCUGAUUUGCUUAGGAGUGUUUACAGGACAAGUACUGGGGUUGCCCGAGCUCCUGGGUCAGGAGUCCAGGUGGAACUUCCUGUUUUCCUUCUUGGCUGUUCCAGCACUUCUACAGCUGUGCGUGCUUCCCUUCCUCCCUGAGAGUCCUCGCUAUCUGCUGAUGGAAAAGAGGAAUGAGGCAGCAGCAAAAAGAGCUUUUCAGAGGUUUUUGGGGAAGAAGGAUGUGUCCCAGGAGCUGGAGGAGGUCCACGCGGAGGCUCGCGCUCAGGACAACCUGCACGCCGUCUCAGUGUUACAGAUGCUGAGGACUCCAGCUGUUCGCUGGCAGCUCAUCACCAUCAUCAUCACAAUGGCCUGCUAUCAACUCUGUGGCCUCAAUGCUAUCUGGUACUACACUAAUGGGAUCCUUCGGGAAGCAGGCUUUGCUGACAACAUCCUACCCUAUAUCACAUUGAGCACAGGGGCUGUUGAAACUCUGGCUGCCAUCAUCUCUGGCCUGGUGAUUGAGCGAAUUGGGAGGAAGCCUCUCCUCAUUUUUGGUUUCUCCUCCAUGGCGGUGUUCUUCAGCUUACUCACAGCAUUCCUCUAUUUCCAAAACAGUGUGGCAUGGCUGCCCUACCUCAGUUACGUCUGUAUCCUGGCUGUGAUUGCGGCCUUCUGCUCUGGACCAGGUGGCAUCCCGUUUGUUCUGACGGGGGAAUUGUUUGAGCAACCCUACCGACCUGCUGCGUUCAUGAUCGCCGGCACCGUGAACUGGCUGUCUAACUUUACUGUGGGCCUCUUGUUCCCAUUCAUCCAGGAAAAGUUGCAGUCCUUUGCCUUUCUGGUGUUUGUUGUUGUCUGCAUUUUGGGAUCCAUCUACCUCUGUGUUGUCCUCCCCGAAACCAAAAAUAAAACUUUUAUGGACAUCAGUCGGAGCUUUGCCAGGAUCAACAAAACGCCCUGUCCUCCACCGGGCCAUGAAAUUGAGCUGACUUUGUCCAUUACACCUGACAAGAAUGGCAAAACGCAGGAGGUCACAAAAAUGGAAAGUUUGUUUUAGCCGAAAUACUAUAGAGAUACAAUCCAAAGACGUGUUUUUAUCUAAUGUGUGUAAUCAAAGACAGUGUAAUUCAUUCUUUUUGUACAUGCUUUGUAGGAAAGAAUUUUAUGUUUACAUGAAUUAUUUGUUUUUAUGUUUUAUUAAAAUAAUUUCAAUAACAG